This is a messenger RNA of Gadus chalcogrammus (walleye pollock), 5664 nucleotides long. It is a transcript of the gene trim36, whose product is annotated as tripartite motif containing 36. Bases 611 to 2839 code for a protein of 742 amino acids. The transcript has 13 exons. Gene Ontology annotation, molecular function: protein binding; zinc ion binding. The record is from RefSeq and is a predicted model, not a curated record. NCBI's taxonomy places the organism in Eukaryota, Metazoa, Chordata, Actinopteri, Gadiformes, Gadidae.
GUGGUCUUCUAAGUGGGAUAUUCUCGUUGUUGGUGGUUGUUAACUUGUUUCGUUAAGAGAACACACACACACACACACACACACACACACACACACACACACACACACACACACACACACACACACGAGUGUCACUCCGGACGUCGUGCUGGCAGGCUUAUUUUAAACUUCCUUAAAUUCCUCAACUAGUUCCGAAAUGUAGGCUAUUAUACUUGGUGGUGACUCGUACGAGUAGGCCUAUAUCAGUAUAGGCCUACUUCGAUCUACUUAUUUACCAUAUUGAUUAAUUGCAGGUGGCGCCAUACGACGCUCUUAUGAUUGGCUACUUUAUGAAUGGAUUCUAUUGCCUAACAACCUUUUUAGUAUUCCUCCGCAUCUCACCAUAAGCGGUUGAACUAAAGCAGCUGUUCGUUCAUAUACUUGUAAUUUUCUGCUGUUAUGUAAUGGACACUGUCGAUACACUUGAGGUGUUGUCUGAAUGCACUUUUUGAUCAGGGUUAACUAUGGAGAGAACCAGCAGUCCCCCAACUUUGUCAAAUAUUACACAGACCUGUGCGCCUAGUAUUUUGUUAAUCAAAACCCUUGUGUAACUUUGCAUCUAAGUCAAUUCAUGGUGCUCUUAAAAGUCCCCAUCAAGAACAUUGAGAGGGAGCUCAUCUGCCCCAUCUGCAAGGAACUCUUCACCCACCCGCUGAUCCUGCCCUGCCAGCACAGCGUCUGUCAUAAAUGCGUCCGCGAGCUGCUGAUGCUCAGCCACGACGACUCGUUCGACGCCGGCUCGGAGUGCUCCAUGCCCGGUAGCCCCCGGUCCAGGGUGCCCUCCCCCUCAAUGGAGAGACUGGACCGGCUAGUCCGAUCAGGUGGGUCCCGGGGUUCCAUGUCGUCCCCCGGCUGGCGGAGGAACUCGGUGACCCCCCGGGUCACGGCCAUCCCGUGCCCGGGCUGCCAGCACGACAUCGAGCUGGGCGAGCGCGGCAUCAGCAUGCUGUUCCGCAACUUCACGCUGGAGAACAUCGUGGAGCGCUACCGGCAGGCGGCCCGCGCCGCCGUGGCCAUCAUGUGCAACGUGUGCAAGCCGCCGCUGGCGCCGCAGGAGGCCACCAAGAGCUGCAUGGACUGCAAGGCCAGCUACUGCAACGAGUGCUUCAAGCUGAACCACCCCUGGGGAACCCCCAAGGCCCAGCACGAGUACGUGGGGCCCACCACCAACUUCAGGCCCAAGGUACUCAUGUGUCCGGAGCACGAGAUGGAGAAGGUGAACAUGUACUGUGAGGUUUGCAGACGGCCCGUCUGUCACCUCUGCAAGCUGGGCGGUUCCCACGCCAACCACAAAGUCACCUCCAUGAGCAGUGCCUACAAGAUUCUCAAGGAGAAACUGGCCAAGAGUAUCCAUUACCUCAUCAGUAAAGAGGACCAGGUCAGGACUCAGAUUUCGGAUCUGGAUGUACUGAUCAAGCAGACUGAGGAAAAUGGGCAGCUCUCCGAGCGGGAGGCCAUCGCGCACUUCGACCGGCUGUUCGAAACCCUGCAGGAGAGGAAGACGGAGAUGUUGCGGUCCAUCGAUCAGUCACGCAACCGACGCCUAGACCAGCUAAAGGGCCAGGUGGAGGAGUACCAGGGAAUGCUGGAGAACAGUGGCCUGGUAGGCUACGCUCAAGAGGUUCUGAAAGAGACGGACCAGUCGUGCUUUGUACAGACGGCCAAGCAGCUGCACGUGAGAAUCCAGAGGGCCACAGAGUCUCUUAGGACCUUCCACCCUGCGUCCAACCCCUGCUUCGAUGAGUUUGUGCUGGACACGUCCAAAGAGGAGAUGCUGCUGAAGGAGAUGUGCUUCGGCGGAGUCCCUGACCCUCCUUUGAUUGACCUAUCACGUAGCAGAGUUUACAAUGAAGCCACAAUCUGCUGGAGGCUUUCUGAUGACCACAUAGCUACGGACCACCAGCUCCUGGAAUACCGCAGGCUUGGGGGCCCGGGCCAGUCCCCAGCCCCGCCUCAGGAGGACGGUGUGGACUCGGGGUCCUGGAGGACCACCGAGCGGGUCUACGGCGCCAGCACCGUAGUCUGUGACCUGGAGCCCGACAGCCUGUACGCCUUCAGGGUCCGGAGCUGCCGUAGCUCCAUGUACAGCCCCUACAGCCCGGAGGUCACCUUCCACACCCCCCCCGCCCCAGCGUUCGGGUUCCUCUUCAACGACAAGUGUGGCUUCAGCGCGGAGCGGCUGGUGCUGAGCAAGCGGCGCGACAGCGUGGAGAGCCAGGCGGGCAUGGCCUUCCUGCUCGCCUCGGAGCGCGUGCAGACUGGCAGCUAUGUCGGCCUGGAUUACAUCAUAGGGGACAUGGGAAUCACCCAAGGACGUCACUUCUGGGCAUUCCGGGUGGAGGCGCACUCCUACAUGGUCAAAGUGGGCGUGGCCUCGGACACCAAGCUGCUCGAGUGGUUCCACAACCCCAGGGACACCAGCAGCCCUAGGUACGACCAGGACAGCGGCCACGACAGUGGCAGCGAGGACGCGUGCUACGAGCUCUCCCAGCCCUUCACCCUCCUCACACUGGGCAUGGGCAAGCUCUUCAUCCCCAAGGCCUCAGCUUCCUCCGUCUCCUCCUCCUCCGCGCUGGUCUCCACGGCGGCCAGCGAGCGCGUGCUGCCCAUGCCGCAGCGCGUGGGCGUGUGCCUGGACUACGACGCGGGCCGCGUGUACUUCUACGACGCCGACACCAUGAGGUGCCUUUACGAGAGGCAGGUGGAAUGCUCCGGGACCAUGUACCCUGCCUUCGGCCUCAUGGGCGGAGGGAGGGUCCACCUUGAGGACUUCAUCACGGCAAAGAGACUCACCUUCUAGUGGGGGAACGAGGGGGAUGUAAGAAACCUGGCUGGUUUAGGGUCGGGUCUUUCUCGGGGGGCGAGGGGAGACUAUUGGAUUGGAACUGUGCUUCUCCAGGAGAGGAGUCCGCAGUUGAGAGGCGGGUGAUUGUCCUGUGUGUGAGGGGGGGUACUCGGCGACAGAGUGCAUGUAUAACACUAGGUCUGGGCUUCUGCUACCGAUGCACACCAAAGUCUCUUAACUUAUCUUAAUCAACUGUAACUCCACCCGGCUGUAAUCAACCGCUAUUGUAUACUUGUUCAUUGUUUCAUAAUAGGGCUUCUCAAUUUGCCCUGUCGUAGUACUGUUCGCUAAUGGUUUUAAUUGAUUUAAAUUAUUUUAUUUCUAUUUUUAUUUUAUUUUGGUACAGUCAUGGAUGAAUAUUUGAAUAUUCUUUGGGAUCAAGUGUGUGGUUGUUGGUUUGUGUGUGUGUGUGUGUGGGGGGGGGUUUGCGGGUGUGUGUGUGGGUGGGUGUAAUCUUGGGGAAACUUUGAAGCUAGCAUCUUGGUGCCUUCUUUAGAAAAUAGGUAAUUAGUUUGGCUCCAAUGGGCAUAUUUAUUUGUGGUACGUUAAUGCACAAAACUAUAGAAAAUACUGAGGGCAAAAAGUGUGAUUUCAUGCACAAUUUCAGCACUAAAAUGUUUUUCUUUUUAGACAAUGAUUUCUUUCACUUUUUGUACAUGGUUAGGGUUAGCCAGCCUUGAUUCAUCUGUUCACAAAUAUCUUCAGCUGAAUUUUGCACAUACUUUCUUGCACAUGUUGGAAUUGCUAUCGACCCGUUUGUAUCACCGCCUGGUUGCGUCUUUACUGUGUGUUGUAGGCACAAUGAUUGCAUCACCGUCUCACAUUAACAGAUCUCUCAGCAGUACUGUCUCACAAAGUCACCAAUAUCAUUACAUGCUGAUAUUAAUGUUCAGUUGUUCACAACAUUUCACAGUUUGCACUCUGCUACUAAAGCUGUUCUGUUCCAACAUCCAGAAACUACACCCGGGGCACCUUGAACACUGUAGAACUCGUGUUCCCACGUUUGUAGCAGCAAGUUAAUUGGCCCUGCAGAGGUGAAAAGAGAACAUCACAGCUCACUUAUGCAGAACACACAUUUCUGUGGCAUGGCUAGCCACAGAAUUAGUUUACAGUUUAAAUUUUUUUUUUUUUUACAAAACAAGUGCUACUACAGAAGUCCUGAUACCCUUGUGGUUGCUUCUUGUGAGACGUGAACACAUGGCGUCUCAGUGGUUUAGUGGUGUAUCGAGCCUACCUAGCCGAGACAAACAUGUAAGUGGUUGAUUGGUUUUGGUGAGAUCCACCACAGUGUUUAAGUCUAGAAGAGCUCUUGAGGUUAAUCCCCUCAAUCUUUGUGAUUGGGUAAAUGUUAACUCAUGCGUUUGUUUUAGUUUGUUAUGUCUGGAGGUAUAAGGUACUAACUGCGUGUUUUCUCAGGUUUAUUGGCCCUUGCCGGUCUCUGUUGCUACCUACCUCCUAAAGCCCUGGAAAACCUUUACUACACUACCUUUCCUCUCUGAACUUUUUUGUUCCAGCUUUGGUAGCAGUCGGUCCUUUUUUCUUGCGUUGAAGGAACUGUACCUUAGGCUUUUUUAAUUACUAUUUCAACUUUUGCAUACAUGUGUAUAUUAGACAAUAACUUGAGUCAAAUAAAAGUACAUAUUCAAAGUGUCCAUUUUUUUUAUUUUCAUGUUUGUUCAACCUAUUUAACAAUAUACAUUUGGUGAAAAAAUUGUGUAUCCAAGUAAAUGUUAUAUUCUAACUGCCUUUUGUGGGUGUAUUUUCUUUGUGGAUUUUAUUUUCUAAUUGUUGCUAUUAACGUACUUUGCUUUGGUGUUUUACUUGGAUUUUAUUGUAAUAUUUUCAACCUGCAUUUGAAUCAAUAUUUUUUAGAAAAAAUGCAAUACAGUGAAGUUACUCAAGCAUAUCUAAAUGCCACACUUUUGUGGUUUUAAACCAAUAUUUUAGUUGACAUAAUUCGGUGUUUCAUGACCCAUCAGUUGUUCUAAUUGGUUAUUUACUAACAUAUCGUUUUCCAACUCUUUCCCACAUCCGAACGAUUGCUGUACAGUCUAUAUUUUUAGGGACUGUUUGAACACCUUGAAACCAGUCUAUGCACAUAACAAUUCGUACAAUUCACACAUUUUUUGGUUGGGGGGGGCGGAGGGCAGGGGAAUACCAUUACCUUUGUAGAAUGUAUUGUGGCUUUUUAGGAGAAACUAACCACUGAAAUGUCACUGCAUAAUUCAGUGUCAAGCUAAAGGACCACUAAAAGAAAAAGGAGUCAAUGUCACGGCCACAUCACAAUCAUGCUUAUACAAAACCCAAAGUAGCUCCCACAAUCUGAUCUAAAGCUAGCACUUUAGGAGCAUGAACGCACGUGGCUAUGUCAAUAUGUAUGAUAUCUAUGUGUGUGUGUGUGUGUGUGCACAAUAUUGUGUAGGCUGUAGAACAGUGAGCUGGACGUUAUUGUAUGUUAGAACGUAUUGACCAAACCAUAGCAGGCAGGAGGCAGAGGUGGUCACUAGUUGUCAGUGAUCAAAUGCUGACUACUGUACUAAGAAGAUGCAAAAGAGUGGAAGAAAAAGCACUGAAAAAAAAAUUGCUUGAGGUUAGAGUGACCAUGUUGUGUGAGCAGUGUUCUACUGAUGUAUUGGGAUCGUGUGUGUUGUGGCUUUAUACUGUAGCAUGGGUGAAAUGUCUGCUAUAAUGUCUGCCCUCUGUAUUGAUUUUCGAAAACGCUAUUUAAUUUGUAGUUAGAAGCUCUUAUCAAAUAAAUCUAGCGUUUUUAUAAUCCAACC